AUGCAGGCGGAGGACGUGAGGUAUUUAAAGAGGAAGGUCAAGGCAGGUAGUCUAGAUGUCCAUCCUACGGAGAAAGCCCUUGUUGUCCAGUAUGAGGUGGAAGCAACCAUUCUGGGUGAACUUGGGGACCCAAUGUUGGGCGAGCGAAAGGCCUGUCAGAAACUCAUCCGUCUGAAAAGCCUUAAUAGCAGCACGGAUAUCGGGUCAUUAGCUCGGAAGGUGGUGGAGGAGUGCAAGCUUAUAUCCCCUUCCAAGCUUCCUGAGGUGGAACAGCUCCUCUUCUACCUGCAGAACCGCAGGUCGCCCACAGAGAAAAGGGACAAGAAACAAAUCAAGCCGAGGGAUCCAACUCCUUUCGAGGGGAUGGAGCUGGACGAGGAGGCCAACAUUAACAACAUAGAUGACUAUGUGGAGCUGCUGUACGAGGAUGUGCCGGAGAAGGUCCGCGGGGCCACCCUGAUCCUGCGCCUGGCCCGUAACCCUGACAACCUGGAGGAGUUGCUGCAGAAUGAGACGGUCCUCGGUGCACUGGCCAGAGUGCUGAGGGAGGACUGGAAGCAGAGUGUAGACCUGGCAACCACCAUCAUUUACAUCUUCUUCUGUUUCUCCAGUUUCAUCCAGUUCCACGGGCUGAUCACCCACUACAAAAUCGGCACGCUGUGCAUGGGCAUCAUGGAACACGAGCUGAAGAGGUAUGACCUGUGGCAGGAGGAGCUGCAGAAGAAGAAGAGGGCCGGGCAGGAGGACCCAGAGAACCAGAACCUGAAGAAGGAUUAUGACAAGGCCCUUAAGAAGUACCAGGGCCUGCUGAGCAAACAGGAGCAGCUCCUCAGAGUGGCACUAUAUCUGCUGCUGAACCUGUCUGAGGACACACACACCGAACUGAAGAUGCGCAACAGGAACGUGGUGCACCUGCUGGUGAAGACCCUGGAGCGGGACAGCCAGGAGCUCCUGGUGCUCGUGGUCUCCUUCCUCAAGAAGCUCAGCAUCUUCCUGGAGAACAAGAACGACAUGGCUGAAACAGACACGGUGGAGAAGCUAGCUAAGCUGGUGCCCUGUGAUCACGAGGACCUGCUGAGCGUCACCCUGCGCCUCCUCCAUAACCUCUCCUUUGACACAGGCCUCCGCAGCAAGAUGGUGCAGGCAGGACUGCUGCCCAAGCUCACCGUGCUGCUAGGAGACGAAACGCAGAGGCAUCUGGCUGUGCGCAUCCUGUACCACAUCAGCAUGGACGACCGCUUCAAGUCCAUGUUUGCCUACACUGACUGCAUUCCACAGGUGAUGAAGAUGAUGUUUGAUUGCGGUGAGGAGAGGAUGGACACAGAGCUUGUAUCCUUCUGCAUUAAUCUGGCUGCCAACAAGAGAAAUGCCCAGCUCCUAUGUGAAGGUAACGGUCUGAAGAUGUUGAUGAAGAGAGCGUUGAAGCGGAAGGAUCCUCUGAUGAUGAAAAUGAUUCGGAACAUCUCCCAGCACGACGGCCCCUCCAAGACCCUCUUCAUCGACUACGUUGGGGACCUGGCAUCCCAGGUUGGACAGGACGAGGAGGAGGAGUUUGUCAUCGAGUGUCUGGGCACUCUGGCCAACCUCACCAUUCCUGACCUGGACUGGGAGCUGGUGCUGAAGGAGUACAACCUCGCGCCGUACCUCAAAGAUCACCUCAAACCUGGCUCAGCAGAAGACGACCUGGUGCUGGAGGUGGUGAUGAUGAUCGGCACGGUCUCCAUGGAUGACUCCUGCGCCGCUCUACUGGCCAAGUCGGGCAUCAUCCCAGCACUCAUUGAGCUGCUCAAUGCCCAGCAGGAGGACGAUGAGUUUGUGUGUCAGAUUGUGUACGUCUUCUACCAGAUGGUGUUCCACCAGGCCACCCGAGAUGUCAUUAUUAAAGAGACCCAAGCUCCUGCCUAUCUCGUCGACCUGAUGCAUGACAAGAACGCCGAAAUUCGCAAAGUGUGCGACAACACGCUGGAUAUUAUUGCUGAGUACGAUGAGGAGUGGGGGAGGAAGAUCCAGAAUGAGAAAUUCCGCUGGCACAACUCGCAGUGGCUGGAGAUGGUGGAGAACCGGCAGAUAGAUGAUGUGGAACCGUUCCUGUAUGGAGACGAGGGAGAGCCCUUCCUGCAGGGCGGACACCUUCUGGAGCGGCCUGACCUCUUCUACACCGCAGAAGGAUUAAUCCCAGCAGAUAGUGCCAUCACUCCAGAAUUUUUCACCGACUUCCAGAAUGGAGACUUUGUGGGACCUCCAGGUUUUCACAGCAGCGUCGUGUCCGAUGGCUACGGACCGGGGGCGGGGGCUCCCGUGCGGCCUGCUACAGCCUAUGGCUUCCGGCCGGACGAGCAGUACUAUUGCAGCUACUCGGCGCCGCGGUAGAGUGGGUGAAGUGAACGCUGCUCGUUGUCUUCGUUUCAGACAUCAGUCUCAGAACGAAACACCAUCCACCAUCACCUCUCUCCUCUCAAGUCGACGGCUUCGGGACUUUCGAUAGCUGAUGCUCUCAUUACUUUUCUUUCUAAUGUGUAGUGCCCUUUUCAGUGUGUCUUGUAGCCCACAGUGAACUAAAUGACAGUAAUUGACACUAGUAAAUGACACGCGUUGGUGUGACCACACACAUUCCACAGUGGCGCCACAACGCCUUUAUUUCAGAAGCAGUACGCAGCGUUGCAAAAAGGAGGGAUUGUUGUUCGCAUGUUUGGAACAUGUGGUUGGGUUCAGAGUCCUCCCACUCACCUCAUGGUAGCACCACAGUGUACUUUAGUUUUGUGGAGUGUAGAACCUUGAGAAACCCAACCCCUGCAUACUAACAGCGGUCUUAAGGAGACACACAUGUACAGCUGUGUGUGGUCACAGCAAAGUUAUGAGCACGUGAGCCAGUGUAAACACACGUGAAUGUACUGACGUUUAAUGUACUGUUAAAUCACAUCCUGGUUUAAACAAGCAUCACUUCCUGCUCAGUUCAGUCUGCUCCUGUAGAAGUCAGCUUGUCUUAAUUCAUCUAUCACUGCUGUAUUUGUGUUCUCACACACACAAUAUAUUACUGAAACCUGAACUUUAGAGAUUACAUAAAGAGUGUAUUUGUGGAACACUAGGUGAGGUCUUGCCUGUGUCUGCAGGUCAGGAUUGCGCUCUGUUGCACAGCGCUGUAUUUGUUCACACACACACACACACACACACACACACACACACACACACACACACACACACUGGCACUCUGUUGCACAGCGCUGUAUUUGUUCACACACACACACACUGGCACUCUGUUGCACAGCGCUGUAUUUGUUCUCACACACACACACACACAGGUGCUCUGUUGCACAGCGCUGUAUUUGUGGGCCACUGACAUGCAGUUCAACACUACUUACUACUCAAUGUUACGCACUUUGGAUUUUUUGUGAAUGGAAAGAAGUGAGUUUGGUAUGUGUUGUUAUUUAUCAUAAUUCUGUUUCAUUACAAAAGUCUUAACUGCUGUUUUAUAUAAGACACCUUUUUUAUUUGUGGUGCAAUAUUAAAAUACAAAUAUGAAAACAUUAA
Molecule: messenger RNA, 3528 nt
Organism: Electrophorus electricus (electric eel)
Lineage: Eukaryota; Metazoa; Chordata; Actinopteri; Gymnotiformes; Gymnotidae
Gene: kifap3a
Product: kinesin-associated protein 3a
Biological process (GO): microtubule-based movement; cilium organization
Cellular component (GO): ciliary transition zone; axoneme; kinesin II complex
Molecular function (GO): kinesin binding
Source: RefSeq, a predicted model, not a curated record